Cajanus cajan (pigeon pea) is the source of this 1683-nucleotide messenger RNA. Its product is annotated as CBL-interacting serine/threonine-protein kinase 11. Gene Ontology annotation, biological process: signal transduction; protein phosphorylation. Gene Ontology annotation, molecular function: ATP binding; protein serine/threonine kinase activity. Lineage: Eukaryota; Viridiplantae; Streptophyta; Magnoliopsida; Fabales; Fabaceae. The record is from RefSeq and is a predicted model, not a curated record.
AAACAUUACCAAAUAAAUAGCCUUUCGGUCCAGGUUCAAGCGUUCAACAAUUAACAACAAAGCCAACUCAUAAACUUCAACGCCGUUGUUUCCUGAAACUUCUCAAAACAUCAACAAAACCACCCCAAUUACGUUUCCACUAACCAAAAAGGAAAGCAUAAAUCAUCAAUUACGGUGCGGUGAAGGCAAUGCCGGAGACCGAAAACGCGGCGGAGAGCGGCGCCCUGUUCGGAAAAUACGAGGUGGGGAGACUCCUAGGAUGCGGGGCGUUCGCGAAGGUGUACCACGCGCGGAACACGGAAACGGGGCAGAGCGUGGCUGUGAAAGUGAUAAGCAAGAAGAAACUAAACUCCUCGGGUUUGGCCUCCAACGUGAAGCGCGAGAUCUCAAUCAUGAGCCGCCUCCGCCACCCCAACAUCGUCAAACUCCACGAAGUGUUGGCCACCAAAACCAAAAUCUACUUCGUCUUGGAGUUCGCCAAAGGCGGCGAGCUUUUUGCCAGAAUCGCCAAGGGCCGCUUCGGGGAGAAUCUCGCCAGGCGCUAUUUUCAGCAGCUUAUCUCCGCCGUGGGUUACUGCCACGCGCGCGGGGUUUUCCACCGCGACCUGAAGCCGGAGAAUCUCCUCGUGGACGAGAGCGGGAACCUUAAAGUCUCCGACUUUGGGCUGAGCGCGGUGAAGGAGCAAGUGGGGGUGGAUGGGUUGCUGCACACGCUUUGCGGGACCCCUGCUUACGUGGCGCCGGAGAUUUUAGGGAAGAAGGGUUACGAUGGGGCCAAGGUUGAUGUUUGGUCGUGUGGGAUUAUUCUCUUUGUGCUUGUCGCUGGCUACCUUCCGUUUAACGACCCCAAUUUGAUGGUCCUGUAUAGGAAGAUUUACAAAGGGGAGUUUCGGUGUCCGAGGUGGUUUUCGGUGGAGUUAAGGAUGCUAUUGGCCAAGUUGUUGGACACGAAUCCCGAGACGAGGGUAACCGUGGAUGGGAUCAUGAAGGACUCGUGGUUUAAGAAGGGGUAUAAGGAGGUUAAGUCUGAGGAUUCGAGUGUGAAGAGGGAUGCGGGUGAGGGAGAAAGUGAAAGUGAAAGGGUGAAGGAUUUGAAUGCGUUUGAUAUUAUUUUGUUUUCUUCCGGGUUGAAUCUCUCGGGUUUGUUUGAUUCUUCUUCGUGUGGGGAAGAGGGGGAGAGGUUUCUGCUUAGGGAGGCGCCGGAGAAGGUGGUGGAGACGGUGGCGGCGGCGGCGGCCGCGGAGGGGGUUGUUGUGCGGCGGAGGAAGGAGUUCGGGGUGGAGUUGGAGGGGUGUGGGGGUAAUUUCGCGGCUUUGGUGGAGGUUUACCGGUUACCGGGGGAGCUGGUGGUGGUGGAGGUGAAGAGGAGCGAUGGGGACGGUGCGGUUUUUAGGGAUGUGUGGAGGAAUAAGCUGAGGCCCUAUCUUUGUGCUGCGAGUAGCAGUACGACGUCGGAUCGGGAGGGGACUGGGGCGCAGCCGGUUGCCGGUUCAUCAUGAUUUUUUUAUUGGUUAAAUUGAAAUAAAAUUGAAAAGAUACGGGAAGUGAAAAUUGAAAGGUGUUGUGGGACACAUGUGUCAGGACUGAGGAUGCUACCUCAUAUUGUAUAUUUUUAUUAUGCUUAUAUGUAAAGUAUACUAUUCAAGUUUCGGUUUAUUUUUCUAAAUUAUUAUCUUUUUUGCA